AUGCUAGGUUGGUCAAGGUGCUCGAUCGAGAUGAAGCGUCAGAAUUGGGUAUCCAGCGAUGAUCCUAAGCUUGCCAGUGCAUCUGCGUGCGCGUUCUCUGCUCGGGGCACCUGCUGGAUGGUGAAGGUGGGAAACGCCUUCAACAGCUCUUGGACUUUGUCAAGGUAUAAGAUCAUCCUCGGGUGCUUCGCUAUGUAUUCUCUUGAGGCUUGA
Messenger RNA from Prunus armeniaca (apricot), 213 nucleotides. The record is from the annotation of a GenBank genome assembly. NCBI's taxonomy places the organism in Eukaryota, Viridiplantae, Streptophyta, Magnoliopsida, Rosales, Rosaceae.